AUUUUAUUUUAUCUUAAAAUAUGCAAUUCGCUGUAAAAUUGUGUUUUGGACUUGUAUUAGUUUUAUUCAAUUCUAAUAGAUUCAUAGUGGCGUUAGAUUGUCCUUGUCAAGAACUUCCGGUAAAAUGCACGACACCUCCACCUACUAAUUGCAAGGGAGAGGUCAUCACAGAUGCUUGUGAUUGCUGCCAUGUUUGCGCUAAAACUGUAGGAGAAGUGUGCGGGGGAUCGGAUUUCGAAAUGGGUAAAUGUGAAAAUGGUUUUAUAUGCUUCUACGAUUUCUAUUCUAAUCAAACGGAUGGAAAAUGUGUACUCGGAUUUCCUAGAAACUUACAAGAACCUUGCGGCGAUGCAUUACAGCAAGGAUAUUGUAAACCAGGUUUAAUCUGUUCACAAAUUAUGCCAGGAGUUAUGAAUAUGUGCGUUAUUCCCCCAAAAAAAUUACCAAUACAACAGAGGCACCAAUUUGUCGCGGAUGCUUUUGAAUCCUAUUGUCCUUGUAGGAAUUUAACGCGUAAAUGUGUAUACGCUCAGCCCACGGAUUGCGAAGGUGAUAUAAUUUCGGACCAAUGUGGGUGCUGCUAUUUUUGCGCCAAAAUGAAAGGCGAAUUGUGAUGGGGGGCAUAUCUACUAUUGAGCCAAUGUUCUAGCGGAUUACUAUGUAUACAAGAUAACAAAGAGGACAAUCUCCUAUCAAAAGGGAUAUGCACGACGGAAUACCCAAGAGAGGAAGGAGAACCAUGCAGUGAAGAACAUAUGCAAGGCAAUUGCAAAAAGGGAUUGAAAUGCCAACGCACGCAUCCAUCCAUGAUGGGAAAAUGCGUCAAAGAUUCAUAAAGAUUUAUUUUUUUAUCACAAAAAGAAGAAAUACUUGCUUUAUCCAAAAUUCUUUUUAAAAAAUAAUAUUUAAAUUUUAGUGCCUAAAUAUUAAUAAUGUGUAUGUAUUAUGCAAGCUUUCAA
Molecule: messenger RNA, 959 nt
Organism: Gordionus sp. m RMFG-2023
Lineage: Eukaryota; Metazoa; Nematomorpha; Gordioida; Chordodea; Parachordodidae
Product: CCN family member 3-like
Exons: 7
Coding region: 21-614 (197 amino acids)
Biological process (GO): regulation of cell growth; regulation of signal transduction
Cellular component (GO): extracellular region
Molecular function (GO): insulin-like growth factor binding
Source: RefSeq, a predicted model, not a curated record